AUGAUUGAGAACGGCAUGUACACCAUGAUGAGCGCGAUCAUCAUUGCGAUCUACUUCCAAGAACACCCGAAGAUACAAGCCUAUUUCGGCUUUGUCCUGAUCUUGUUGGGUGUGCUUUUGGCGCAGAAGUCUUCCAGUUCCAAAGGGAAAGGAGAGUUUCUCGCGGCGGUCGCCGCUCCUCAGGAGUCCUCCGAAGCGUCCAGCUCCACCGACGCCCGACACGAGCGCUGCGGCGCGUCCCGCUUCUCCGCCCCGUCGUGCUUCGGGCGCUGCGGCGCGGUGGCGCUGGCGAUGUGCGCGGGCAGUUGUUGGGGCUUUGGGCCCUUGGGCAAGAAGAUUGGUGUGCAUGGAAGCGAGGAUCACCAGAGGCAAGCCUGGGCUGCUUGUACUUACUUCGUUUACAUGCUGUCCACCAUCUUCGUUCCUCUCCUCCGUGUGCUCACGGCCCAUGGCCGACGGGAGGCUCUCGAAGACUCAUCCUUCAGGUGUCGUCUCUUGGGGACAGUGCUUUGCGGCUUGGUCUCUGGCUUUGGGGGGAUGCUCAGCACCUUCGCCUUCGCACAGGAGGGUUACUACAGCGGAGCUUUGAUUUCCACCGUGGAGAACGGCAUUUACACUGUCUUUGGUGCAGUGCUCAUCACCGUGGUCUUCCGGGAGAAGUUGUCGCAGCGGCAGUUGAACCUUGGCGUCGGAGCCGGUGGUUCAGAAGAGUUGAAACCAGAGCAGUUGUGUUUGGGGUCUACAUGCAUGGUUGAAAAGCCACAAGGCCCGCAGGUUUGCAUGUCGGAUUCUCGUUUUGAUGGUACCCUUGUAAUUUCUGUAGCCAUAUUCAAUAACCCCUGGGCCUUGGGCGACGGACAAGGACGGUAA
Molecule: messenger RNA, 870 nt
Organism: Durusdinium trenchii
Lineage: Eukaryota; Dinophyceae; Suessiales; Symbiodiniaceae
Source: the annotation of a GenBank genome assembly